Molecule: messenger RNA, 6187 nt
Organism: Sceloporus undulatus (fence lizard)
Lineage: Eukaryota; Metazoa; Chordata; Lepidosauria; Squamata; Phrynosomatidae
Gene: SUPT6H
Product: SPT6 homolog, histone chaperone and transcription elongation factor
Exons: 37
Coding region: 248-5428 (1726 amino acids)
Biological process (GO): positive regulation of transcription elongation by RNA polymerase II; mRNA transcription by RNA polymerase II; transcription elongation by RNA polymerase II
Cellular component (GO): transcription elongation factor complex
Molecular function (GO): nucleosome binding; DNA binding; histone binding
Source: RefSeq, a predicted model, not a curated record
UCCCUUUCCCUGCGGGACCGGAAGUGGGCGGCACCGGAAGCCGCUCUGCCCGCCGCGGCCUCCUGAACUCGUCUGCUCCUCCGCAACCGCGGUGGCGGCGGCCUCCAUUUUGCCUCCGAGGGAGAGCCUCUCCUCCUCGCCGCCUCGAAGGCCAGGCCGGCUGUAAACUCAGAAGACCUUCCUCUCCGUCUCUUUGGUCUGGUUCUCCUCUGUCUUCCCUGGAAGUUUGACUUAACCACCUGCGGCCAUGUCUGACUUUGUGGAGAGUGAAGCCGAGGAAUCUGAGGAGGAGUACGAUGAAGAAGGAGAAGUUGUUUCCAAGCCAACCAAGAAAUUUACGGAGGAUGAAGACGAGGAGGAGGAGGAUGACAACCCGGACGACCAGGAUGAGCAAGGCAACUUGAAAGGGUUUAUUAAUGAUGACGACGAUGAGGAAGAAGAGGAGGAAGAAGAAGGCAGCGAUUCAGGGGACUCGGAGGACGACGUCGGUCGUAAAAAGAGGAAACGCAAUUUCGAUGACCGCCUCGAGGAUGAUGACUUUGACCUCAUUGAGGAGAACUUGGGCGUCAAAGUUAAACGGCAAAAGUUCAGGCGAGUACGGAAGAUGUCGGACGAUGAGGACGAUGAAGAGGAGGAUUUGGGGAAGGAGGAGCAUGAGAAGGAGGCCAUUGCCGAAGAGAUCUUCCAGGACGGGGAAGGCGAGGAGGGGGGUGAAGCUACGGAAGGCCCCGUUGCUGCCGCUGAGGAAGAUGAGGAGGAGGAGGAAGAUGAGUCUGACAUCGAUGACUUCAUUGUAGAUGACGAUGGGCAGCCCCUGAAGAAGCCCAAAUGGAGGAAGAAACUGCCUGGCUACACAGAUGCAGCCCUGCAAGAAGCUCAGGAGAUUUUUGGUGUAGACUUUGACUAUGAUGAGUUUGAGAAAUACAAUGAAUACGACGAGGAGAUGGAGGACGAGUAUGACUACGAGCCUGAAGAGACCGAAGGGGAGAUCCGGGUCCGACCCAAGAAGACCACCAAGAAGCGGGUCAGCCGGCGCAGCAUUUUUGAGAUGUAUGAGCCCAGUGAGCUGGAGAGCAGCCACUUGACGGAUCAGGACAACGAGAUCCGGGUGACCGACAUGCCUGAAAGGUUCCAGUUGCGCUCUAUCCCUGUGAAGAAUGCUGAGGAUGACGAGUUGGAAGAGGAGGCCGACUGGAUCUACCGGAACGCUUUUGCCAUGCCCACCAUCUCCCUGCAGGAGAGUUCGGACUACUUGGACCGAGGCCAGGCCAGCAGCAGCUUCAGCCGCAAGGGCCCCAGCACCAUCCAGAAGAUCAAGGAAGCCCUGAACUUUAUGAGGAACCAACACUUUGAGGUUCCCUUCAUCGCCUUCUACAGGAAGGAAUAUGUGGAGCCCGAGCUGCAUAUCAGUGACCUGUGGCGAGUUUGGCAGUGGGAUGAAAAGUGGACCCAGCUGAAGAUCCGUAAGCAGAACCUGACCCGCCUGUUUGAGAAGAUGCAGGCCUACCAGUAUGAGCAGAUCUCAGCUGAUCCAGACAAGCCUCUGGCUGAUGGAAUAAGAGCCCUGGACACAACUGACAUGGAGAGGCUGAAGGAUGUCCAGUCCAUGGAUGAGUUAAAGGACGUCUACAACCACUUCCUCCUCUACUACGGCCGAGACAUUCCCAAGAUGCAGAAUGCAGCGAAAGCCAACCGCAAGAAGCAGAAGCGAGUCCGGGAGGAUGGCGAGGAGGAGGAAGGUGAGGGAGAGGAUGCUGAAGAUGAUGAGCAGAAGGGGCCGGAGCUGAAGCAGGCCUCCCGUCGGGACAUGUACACCAUCUGCCAGGCGGCUGGCCUAGACGGCCUGGCAAAGAAGUUUGGGCUGACGCCUGAGCAGUUUGGUGAGAACCUGCGGGACAGUUAUCAGCGCCACGAGACGGAGCAAUUCCCAGCAGAGCCCUUGGAGCUGGCAAAGGAUUAUGUCUGCAGCCAGUUCCCCAACCCUGAGGCCGUUCUGGAAGGGGCCUGCUACAUGGUGGCCCUGCAGAUUGCCCGGGAGCCCUUGGUCCGGCAGGUGCUGCGCCAGACCUUCCAGGAGAGGGCCAAGAUCAACGUCUCCCCAACCAAGAAGGGCAAAAAGGAUAUCGAUGAGGGCCAUUAUGCCUACACCUUCAAGUACCUGAAGAACAAACCAGUCAAGGAGCUGCGGGAUGACCAGUUCUUGAAGAUAUGCCUGGCCAAAGACGAGGGCCUCCUUGCCAUUGACAUCUGCAUCGACAUGAAGGGCGUUGAGGGCUACGGCAGUGACCAGACCUAUUUCGAAGAGAUCAAGCAGUUCUACUACCGCGAUGAGUUCAGCCACCAGGUGCAGGAGUGGAACCGGCAGCGCACCUUGGCCAUCGAAAGGGCCCUCAACCAGUUCCUCUACCCGCAGAUGGCCAAGGAGCUGAAGAACAAGCUGCUGGUGGAAGCCAAGGAGUUUGUCAUCAAGAUCUGCAGCCGGAAGCUGUCCAAUUGGCUCAAAGUGGCUCCCUAUCGCCCGGACCAGCAGGUGGAAGAAGACGAUGACUUCAUGGAUGAAAACCAAGGGAAAGGCAUCCGUGUGCUGGGCAUCGCCUUCUCCUCUGCCAGAGACCACCCUGUCUUUUGUGCCCUUGUGAACGGGGAAGGGGAGGUGACGGAUUUCCUGCGCCUGCCUCACUUCACCAAGCGGAGGAACGCCUGGCGGGAAGAAGAAAGGGAGAAGAAGGCUCAGGAUAUUGAAACACUGAAGAAGUUCCUACUCAGCAAGAAACCCCACGUGGUCACGAUUGCUGGAGAGAACAGGGAUGCCCAGAUGCUGAUGGAGGAUGUGAAGCGCAUCGCCCACGAACUGGACCAAGGGCAACAGCUUUCCUCCAUCGGGGUGGAACUGGUGGACAAUGAACUGGCCACACUUUACAUGAACAGCAAGAAAUCCGAGACUGAGUUCCGGGACUACCCGCCAGUCCUGCGCCAGGCCGUCUCCCUGGCUCGCCGCAUCCAGGACCCGCUGGUCGAGUUUGCCCAGGUCUGCAGCUCAGAUGAGGACAUCCUAUGUCUCAAGCUCCACCCUUUACAGGAGCAUGUGGUGAAAGAGGACCUGCUCAAUGCCCUGUACUGCGAGUUCAUCAACCAGGUGAAUGAGGUGGGGGUGGACGUCAACCGGGCCAUUGCCCACCCACACAGCCAGGCCCUUCUGCAGUACGUCUGUGGCCUCGGACCUCGAAAGGGCACCCACCUGCUCAAGAUCCUGAAACAGAACAAUACACGGCUGGAGAACCGGACCCAACUGGUCACCAUGUGCCACAUGGGGCCCAAAGUCUUCAUCAACUGUGCCGGUUUCAUCAAGAUAGACACAGCCUCAUUGGGCGACAGCACGGAUUCCUACAUUGAGGUCCUUGACGGAUCACGGGUCCACCCUGAGACCUAUGAAUGGGCCCGCAAGAUGGCCGUUGACGCCCUGGAGUACGAUGAGUCAGCCGAGGAUGCCAAUCCGGCCGGUGCCCUGGAAGAGAUCCUGGAAAACCCAGAGCGUCUGAAGGACCUGGAUCUCGAUGCCUUUGCCGAAGAGCUGGAGAGACAGGGCUACGGUGACAAACACAUCACUCUGUAUGACAUCCGGGCCGAGCUGAGCUGCCGCUACAAGGACCUGCGGAACCCCUACCGCUCUCCCAACUCCGAAGAAGUCUUCAACAUGCUGACCAAAGAAACACCAGAGACUUUCUACAUAGGUAAACUGAUCAUCUGCAACGUGACAGGAAUAGCCCACCGGCGGCCGCAAGGGGAGAGCUAUGACCAAGCCAUCCGGAAUGACGAGACCGGCUUGUGGCAGUGCCCCUUCUGCCAGCAAGACAACUUCCCAGAACUGAGCGAGGUCUGGAACCACUUUGACAGCGGCUCCUGUCCCGGCCAGGCCAUUGGGGUGAAGACGCGCUUGGACAAUGGGGUGUCAGGCUUUGUCCCCACCAAAUUCAUCAGCGACAAAGUGGUCAAGCGUCCAGAGGAAAGGGUCAAAGUGGGGAUGACUGUCCACUGCCGGAUCAUGAAGAUAGACAUUGAGAAAUUUAGUGCCGAUUUGACCUGCCGAACAACAGACUUAAUGGACAAGAACAAUGAGUGGAAGCUGCCAAAGGACACCUACUACGACUUUGACGCCGAGGCCGCUGACCACAAGCAGGAGGAAGAGCUGAAGCGGAAACAGCAGCGAACGACGUACAUCAAGCGGGUGAUUGCCCACCCGUCCUUCCACAACAUCAACUUCAAGCAGGCGGAGAAGAUGAUGGAGACCAUGGACCAAGGGGACGUCAUCAUCCGCCCCAGCAGCAAAGGGGAGAACCACCUGACGGUCACCUGGAAGGUCUCCGACAACAUCUACCAGCAUGUGGACGUGCGGGAGGAAGGCAAGGAGAACGCCUUCAGCCUGGGCUCCACCCUCUGGAUCAACACAGAGGAGUUUGAGGACCUGGAUGAGAUCGUGGCCCGCUACGUCCAGCCCAUGGCGUCUUUUGCAAGAGACCUCCUCAGCCACAAAUACUACCAGGAUUGCAACGGGGGAGACAGGAAGAAACUGGAGGAGCUCCUGAUCAAAACCAAGAAGGAGAAGCCCACCUUCAUCCCCUACUUCAUUUGCGCCUGCAAAGACCUCCCUGGCAAAUUUCUGCUGGGCUACCAGCCACGCGGCAAACCAAGAAUUGAGUACGUCACAGUUACACCUGAAGGGUUCCGGUACCGGAAUCACAUCUUCCCCACAGUCAAUGGGCUUUUCCGGUGGUUCAAAGAUCACUACCAGGACCCUGUGCCAGGAGUCACCCCCAGCAGCAGCAGCCGGACUCGAACGCCCGCCUCUCUCAACGCAACUCCGGCUAACAUUAACCUGGCAGAUUUGACCCGGGCUGUCAAUGCCCUCCCGCAGAACAUGACCUCCCAGAUGUUCAGUGCCAUCGCUGCCGUGACAGGCCAGGGGCAGAACCCCAACGCCACCCCUGCCCAAUGGGCCUCCAGUCAGUACGGCUACGGGGGAAGCGGUGGUGGAAGCAGUGCUUACCAUGUCUUCACAACUCCUGCUCAGCAGCCAGUGGCUACCCCUCUCUUGACUCCCAGCUACUCCUACACCACCCCCAGCCAGCCCAUCACGACGCCCCAGUACCACCAGCUACAGACCAAUACCACCCCCCAGUCCACCCAGUCCCAGCCGCCGUCCCAGCCUUCCUCCAGUUCCAGUCAAAGGCAGCCACAACCCAAAUCCAGCACCCACACCGCCAUCGACUGGGGCAAGAUGGCCGAACAGUGGCUCCAGGAGAAGGAGGCUGAGCGCCGGAAGCAGAAGCAGCGGCUGACCCCUCGCCCUUCUCCCAGUCCCAUGAUCGAGAGCACCCCCAUGUCCAUGGCUGGAGAUGCCACCCCGCUUCUGGAUGAGAUGGACCGGUAGUCCUCCUUGCCUGGCCGCCAGGAGAGCCAACGGAGACCGCCUCGUUGUGCUCUUGCCAGAGAGCCGCCUCGCUCCAUCUGCCUUGGUUUUGCUUUGUUUUCCCCUUAAAACUCUCUGAGAAGGGACGCUGGGCAGCGCUCUCUGGGUGCCAUGGAGACUUCAGACCCCGUCUCUGGCGGGGUCCCUACAGACUGGCCCCCCAUUUUGGCUUUGAGCUUUGCUCUCACGGCGGGUGUCCACUUGACCAGCUCCCCCCCGUUUCCAGAUCAAGGCUCUCUUUCAAGCCUCCUGCUGGGUCCGGGCUGCUCCCUCUGGGCAGGAAUGAGGUUUUGGAGGACGGGGAGGACUUUGCCAGCGUCUGGUGGGGAGAGGCCGGCCUUUUCUGUGAGUGUGGCUGUAUGUGUGCCUCCUUCUCUCUUUCUCUCCACUUCUCUUUGCGUUGUAUGUAUCGGGGGGGCUUUUGUGGGAGGAGAGCGCGGCGGCGGCGGCGGCCAUCAGCUCGGUUUCUUUGGCACUCUCUGGGACAAUAUUUAUUCAGUUGUAUUCCUUUAAAAAAGAAAGAGGAGCCAAAGGAGAAGAAAAGGCUGCAGAGCCGAACUCUGGGACAACAGCCGCUGUUGUGAGCCAGCUCUGGAGUGCGGUGGAGUGUGUGGCGGCGGCGGCUUGAAUGCCAAGUAGGGUCUCCCACCCAUGCUCCCCCCCCCCGACUUCGGCCCACUUGUAACAGCAACCGAGGGAAUAAAUAGUGUUUCUACUGAA